UCAAGCAUGGCGGCUUUGUGGCUCCAGUCCGUCUCUCUCUUGGUCUUGCUGGUGGUGUCAUGGCCGGGCUCACAGGCGGUCGCCCCUCCACAGCACCUGUGCGGCUCUCACCUAGUCGACGCUCUCUACCUGGUCUGUGGGGAGAGAGGCUUCUUCUACAACCCCAAGAGAGACGUGGACCCCCUGCUGGGUUUCCUCCCUCCAAAGUCUGGUGGUGCAAUGAAAGGCGGCGAGAACGAGGCGGCCGAGUACGGCUACAAGGAUCAGAUGAUGGAAAUGAUGGUGAAGCGCGGCAUCGUGGAGCAGUGCUGCCACAGACCCUGCAACAUCUUCGACCUGCAGAACUACUGCAACUGA
This is a messenger RNA of Synchiropus splendidus (mandarinfish), 357 nucleotides long. It is a transcript of the gene ins, whose product is annotated as preproinsulin. The transcript is spliced from 2 exons. The record is from RefSeq and is a predicted model, not a curated record. Bases 7 to 357 code for a protein of 116 amino acids. NCBI's taxonomy places the organism in Eukaryota, Metazoa, Chordata, Actinopteri, Syngnathiformes, Callionymidae. Gene Ontology annotation, cellular component: extracellular region. Gene Ontology annotation, molecular function: hormone activity.